UUUAACACACAUUUUAACAUAUCGCGGCUCUGCCGGGCGGGAGACACUCGCCAUUGUGAUUGGGUGUCAUAUGACAUCCUGUCAAAAUGAGCCGCUUCCACGGCCACGGGGCCACGUGUCUGUGCAUUCUGUCACCUGCUGUGUCCACGGGACACAGCCGAUCACAUAUCACUACACCGGCCCGUUGCCAGUGUCAUGUGACCAAUCACAGCAGAUCCCAUAUCAAUUGUAUACAAUGGAUGGCUUCCUGUCAUGCCAUUCAUUGUAUACAAUUGUGUUGUUAGCUGUGCUUGGUCAAGGCAGUCACAUGAUACAGACAGGGCCAAUCACAGCCAAUCUGUAUCAUGUGAUCAGAUUUGCCCAAUCACAGCUAGACUAAAGACUGA
Staurois parvus is the source of this 386-nucleotide messenger RNA. The record is from the annotation of a GenBank genome assembly. Lineage: Eukaryota; Metazoa; Chordata; Amphibia; Anura; Ranidae.